Molecule: messenger RNA, 1116 nt
Organism: Hirsutella rhossiliensis
Lineage: Eukaryota; Fungi; Ascomycota; Sordariomycetes; Hypocreales; Ophiocordycipitaceae
Product: cyclin domain-containing protein
Exons: 1
Coding region: 1-1116 (371 amino acids)
Biological process (GO): regulation of cyclin-dependent protein serine/threonine kinase activity
Cellular component (GO): nucleus; cyclin-dependent protein kinase holoenzyme complex
Molecular function (GO): cyclin-dependent protein serine/threonine kinase regulator activity; protein kinase binding
Source: RefSeq, a predicted model, not a curated record
AUGGCGCAACCGAGCGACUCCGAGAUACCGCUGCCGCCGGCUCCCUCGUCUGACCCGCGCCUCGGAAUCGUCCUCGACGGCGCCAGCAUGCCCAUCGCCGACCAGCACGACUUGUUCCAGCUGCUGCCCAUCGACGCCCUCCACCUGCUGAGCGCCAGCGUCGAGCUCCUCGUCCGCAUGACGGGCGAUGUGCCCCCGACACCCCCGCCCAAGACGCCGACCAAUCCGCAGAUGAGUGACAUGCAGGUCGAAAAAGAGAACAUUGCGCGCUCGCAUUCCGAAAAGAGCCUCGCAAAGCUGUUGCGCCAGCAGCAGCAGCAGCAGCCGACAGGGCAGGUCACUGCUUCAAAAAAGGGAGAUGCGAGUGAUGUGUCUCCCAAGGCGUCCGGCCCGGCUGCCGCCACUCAGAACAAGCUGCUUGCAUACAGCGCAUCCAUGACAGCCCAGCUCAAAUCACAGCAGCAGCGGCAAAUGCGACAGCACGAGCACGGCGGCAUGGCCUCGUAUCCGUCGCAAGGCCAGAUCGACGGUGUCCAGCUCCGCCAGCGCCCACCACCAGCUCACCCGGGUGUCUCUCCUCCCGACGAAUCCCGACCGUACAUUGUUGUCGGCGCCGACUCGCAGCCCGUCAACCUGCAGCACGGCGCCAUCACGCGCAAAUUCUUCUCCAAGCAGAUCCCCCCCAUCCCCAUCGGCCAGUACCUCCUCCGGCUGCACCAGUUUUGUCCCAUGAGCACCGCCGUCUACCUCGCCACGUCGCUCUACAUCCAUCGCUUGGCCGUUGAGGAGCGCGCCAUCCCCGUCACGCGCCGCAACGCCCAUCGACUCGUCCUCGCCGGGCUACGCGUUGCCAUGAAGGCCCUCGAGGACCUGUCGUACCCGCACACUAAGAUUGCAAAGGUGGGCGGCGUCAGCGACGUGGAGCUCGCGCGCCUCGAGAUUAGCUUCUGCUUCCUCGCGGGAUUCGAGCUCGUCGUCGGCGAGGAGCCGCUGCGUCGGCACUGGGAAGCGCUCCGCGACGGCAGGGCGCAGCAGAUGCUUCGUGGCACCGAGGUGCCGGCGCUCACGCUCGGGAGGAUGCCGAGGGAGGUGCCGGUCACGCCCGCGGGCGGUUAG